Molecule: messenger RNA, 2436 nt
Organism: Yamadazyma jaroonii
Lineage: Eukaryota; Fungi; Ascomycota; Pichiomycetes; Serinales; Debaryomycetaceae
Source: the annotation of a GenBank genome assembly
AUGUUUAAUCUUGGUGUAAGAUCUAUAAGGUGCUUACCUAUUGGUAGGGUAACGAGGUCUUAUUCUAUAUUGAAUGACUUGCCUAAGGUCAAUAGGUUUGCUGAUAAGUAUAAAAAUCAGGCAAAUAGGAAAGGUAAACCUAGAACUGAUAUGAAAGGUGAUAAGAUAGAUGCAAGUAUGAGAGAUAAACCAAGACCACGAAAUGAUAGACCACGAAAUGAUAGACCUAGAUCUGAUGGUCCCAGACCUAUUAGGCUCAAUAAUGAAAGAUCCCGGCCUGAUGGUCCUAAAGGACCCAAUAAUGAUAGAACAAUGAAAAAUACUGCAAAAGGAUCCAAAGAUAUUAAACCUAAACCAGAUUCUAAUGCUGCAGAUAUUGUAGUGGGUUUUGAUGGUCCUUAUGAUGGACAAGAUGAAAGAACCAAAUACCAAAGAAAGAUGGAUGCAGCUGCUAAGGCAAAGGAGUAUCAGAAAGUAAGAGAAGCUUUAAAAGCCAAACAACAAAAGCAAGCUGUCAAAACUCCUAAACCCAAGGAAAAACCUAGAAAGAAGGAAACCAGCAAAGCUAAAGUGAAAAUUUCCGUUCCUACAUUCAUUACUGUUGGUAACUUAUCAUCAAUGCUUAAUAUCCCUCUUAACAAGCUUUUGCAAAAUCUUGAAUCUAUGGGAUUUGAAAAUAUGAGACAUAACUAUAUCUUGGAUAAAGAAAACGUUUCAUUGAUUGCUGAUGAGUAUGGUUUUGAGAUAUCCAUGAAUGAUGAUAGUGGGUUGGAUUUAUUCCCGGCUCCUGAACCCAAAGAAGGAGACGUUAAUGUAAAAUCUCGAGCUCCAAUUAUUACCAUUAUGGGACAUGUUGAUCAUGGUAAAACUACUAUUUUAGAUCAUUUGAGGAAAUCUUCCAUCGUAGAUAAAGAAUUCGGAGGUAUAACCCAACAUAUUGGGGCAUUCUCUGUUAUAACUCCUAUUUCGAAGAAGAAAAUCACCUUUUUGGAUACUCCAGGACAUUCAGCAUUUUUGAAGAUGAGAGAAAGAGGUGCUAAUGUUACCGAUAUUGUUAUUUUGGUAGUAGCAGCUGAUGAUUCUGUAAUGCCACAAACUAUAGAAGCUAUCAAACAUUCAAAGAAAGCGGGUGUUCCGAUUAUUGUUGCCAUUAAUAAAUGUGAUAAGCCGGGAGUCAAUGUCGAUAAAGUUUUGGGAGAUUUAGCAAGAUAUGAUAUUGACAUUGAAGAUUAUGGUGGUGAUACUCAAACUGUCCAAGUCAGUGGUAAAACCGGUCUUAAUAUGGAUAAAUUAGAAGAAGCUGUUAUAACUUUGAGUGAAUUGAAUGAUUUUAAAGCUGAAACUAAAGGGGUUCCAAGUGAAGGUUGGAUCAUUGAAUCAGAAGUUAUGAAAGGUAUGGGACCCGUUUCAACGAUCUUGGUCACCAGGUCUUCAGUUAAAGUAGGAGAUUUCUUAGUUGCAGGUAAAACCUAUUGUAAAGUAAGAGGAAUGAAAGACGAACAUGGUAAAAUGGUUAAAAUAGCAGGUCCUUCAACCCCUGUUCAAAUCUGGGGCUGGAAAGAAUUACCUACUUCUGGUGAUCAAGUGUUACAAGCUACCAAUGAACAAAUUGCUAAAAAGGUAGUUCAGAACAGAAUCACUCGUGAGAAGGAAAUGAUGGCUUUCAAAGAUAUCGAAAUCAUAAAUUCUAAAAGACAAAAAGAAUUAGAAGAAUUAGCCAAACAAGAAAAAAUCAACGAACUCAAACAACAAGGAUUCAGUGAAGAAGAUUUGAAAGAAGAAUUCGAGCAAGAAGCUAAAAUCAAAACAGUCAAUUAUAUCAUCAAAUCCGAUGUUUUUGGUUCUGCUGAAGCUAUCAAGGAGAGUAUCGAAGGUCUUGGUAAUGAUGAAGUUAAAGCCGUGGUUAUAUCUCAUGAUGCAGGACCUCCUGUUGAUUCUGACAUAGAUAUGGCAUCUACUUUGAAUGCUAAAAUAUUCUGUUUCAAUGUGAAAAUUCCUAAAUCUACCAGUACCAAAGCCAAUCAAAAUAAUGUGGAAAUGAAAGAACAUAAUAUCAUCUAUAGAUUGAUUGAAGAAGUCACUGAAGAUUUGAAUAAUCAAUUAGAACCUGUCGUAGAAACGAAAAUUUUAUCCGAAGCUAAAAUCCAAGGCAUCUUUAACAUUACUGUCGUCAGCAAUGGUAAUAAACGGAAAGUUAAAAUUGCUGGUUGUAAAGUCAAUAGUGGUACUUUACAUAGAAAUUCUACCAUCCGUGUAAUGAGAAAUGAUACAUCAAUUUAUGAAGGUAGUUUAUCAACUAUGAAACAUAAUAAAGAUGAUGUUAAAGAAAUCAAAAAUGGUAUUGAAUGUGGUUUAUCCUUCGAUAAUUGGGAUAAGUUUGAAGAAGGGGAUGUUAUUCAAGCAUUUGAAUUGAUCCAUCAUAAAAGAUACUUGUAA